CAUCUCACGCUUGGUAUGGAAUUACAAUUGGAAAAAUACAUAUAUAUGAAUCUAACAAAUUCGCUGAAUUUCAUGACUUCUCUCAUUUAGAAUAAUUGUUUAAUCCUUGCUCUAGCUUUUUCUCUUUUGUAUAAUUGUCUACUCUUAAUUCAAUUUUCUCCUAUAGAUUUUAAUAAAUGAAAAGAAUAAUUUAUUGAAGCUCUCAAUCGCAUGGAGUUCACAACAAAAGUUUGACUCGACUGGAGUGCAGACUUCCUAGUUACUUUUGAGUUUAUAAUAAUAAUUAUUGUUAUCUUUAUAUCAUCAAAAAUAAUAAUAUGAUAAUAAUCUUUAAGUCAUUAUUAAAUAGUGGAUAAAGAAGUAGCAUAUUGGGCUAUAGAAAUUUUCAUUGUUAAAUAGUGGAUCAAGAAGUAGCAUAUUGGGCUGUAGAAAUAUCUGAAAAGCCGAGAUUGGGAUCAAAAUCUAAUGAAAUUUAAUCAGCCCAAUUUAAACCAGUAGUUUGAUUGUCUGCUAAAAAUAAAAUUCUUCUGCACAAAAAGAGGACAUGGAAGGAGGCAAAGAAACCGAAUUACAAGAAACAGGAGGAAACAAUUGUUCUUUUGUAUGGGAUGAUUCAACACAGCUCUACUUCCACGCCAGCAGUGGAUUUUAUCAUGACCCUAGUGCUGGUUGGUAUUUUAGUAGUAGAGAUGGACUUUAUUACAAGUUUGAGAAUGGAAGUUACGUACUCCUAGAAUAUAGUAAGGUUAAUGUGUGUGAAUCAGAUAGUUGCCCAGAAACUGCUUCUGAUAAUCAUGUUCAAGAGGAGUCAUCUACACAGCUCUGUUGCAAUAGGGAGGAGAAUAUUUCUUCACGGCCAGCAGAUCUAUCUGAUGUUUACCCAUGCAGCGGGAUUGUUCCUGUUGCAAGUACUCCUGAAUGUAGUCCCAACCAAGAAGCUGAAAUUCCACCUCCACCAUCAGAGUGGUUAGAAGAAACCCUUAUCAAUCUUUAUCUGUCUGGAUAUAAACAAAGUGUUGAUGAUGCUGAUGUUUCAAAAAUGUCUUCAGAUGUUGAUGGUGCAUCACACGAUGAUACUCAGAUGUUGGAAGAUGGUGAUUGGAUGUCAGAACACCAUCCUACCUUAACAAGUGGAUGUGAAAGUAUCAGCAAUGAAGAUGCUUGUAAGGAUGAAGAAAAUUGGCAAGCUCAGUAUGGCCAAGUAGUUUAUUCUGGGGAACAGCCACUGGAAGAUUUCCAUGCUGUGGAUUUGUGGGACUGGGCAAUGGUCACAGGUUCCAGAAAAGAUGGAAAAGAUCACACAACCAGACUCGUUGGACGGCUGGUGAAAAGAUCUGCUAAGCUUCAUCCAUCUAUGCCUUCUAGUGGACUUUUCAGAACUGCUCCUAUAUGUGAAGCACAUCUUGAUCUGGUACGAGUUAGAACAGGUCUAGUAUAUAAGUUGCAUACUCCAAGUGCUAGAUACUUGGCUUCCUUAUCUAGUUAUGAUUCUUCCAACCCAACAAUAGACUGGGGUUUCCCAGAAUUAUCAACAAAUGGUCAAGCUAUUUCCACAACCAAAUUUUAUGGGAAGAGAGAACCAAAAUUGGCUGAUGAAGACAAUGAGAAGGGCUGGUCUAUGUUAACCAAUCAACUCUCUAGAACCAAAAAGCAAAGAAUCUAUGAAUAUAGAGAUAGAGCUGCCGAGAGAAGGACCUUGCACGGCAGUUUUGGUGUGGGUCCCGGAGAAAAGAGUUCAUUAGUUGAGGAUGUAUUUGGCACGUCUCCUGUUUCCACUUCUACAGAGGAGGCUGCAGCUAAAGCCUUGAACAUGUCACUUGGAGCUGGUAGUUAUGCGAGAAAAAUACUUGAAAAUAUGGGCUGGAAGGAGGGGGAGGCAUUAGGCAAGACAAGAAAGGGCCUGAUCAUACCUAUACAAGCAGUCGGAAACAUGGGGAGCGCUGGGCUAGGAUGGUCUCAAGGUAGAAUGAGUAAAUGAAGAAACACUGGUUCACUUUCUGAUCCCAAAAAUUAUCAGUUAAUGGAUAUUUUGUUUCUUUUAUUUGUAAUUAUGUUUUAGUUUUGCUCAUGAAAGUUGUAUAAGAGUACUUGUGUAUGUUUUUAUAUCUGUAUUUGAAAAACGAAGUGCAAGGAAGAUCUUAAUCGGAAGAAAUAUUAAUUUUUAAGCCUUGAA
Messenger RNA from Ricinus communis (castor bean), 2173 nucleotides. RefSeq lists its product as uncharacterized. Gene Ontology annotation, biological process: mRNA splicing, via spliceosome. Gene Ontology annotation, molecular function: RNA binding. The record is from RefSeq and is a predicted model, not a curated record. The transcript is spliced from 10 exons. Gene Ontology annotation, cellular component: nucleus. Bases 545 to 1978 code for a protein of 477 amino acids. Lineage: Eukaryota; Viridiplantae; Streptophyta; Magnoliopsida; Malpighiales; Euphorbiaceae.